UUUGGAAGCAAGUCAAGAAACCGCAUAAAUAAGAUCAAAACAUCUUCCAAAUAUAGGAUGUUUUAUCUUACAUAUAUUCUUACUUAAAUAGCUAGGACGUACUAAACAUUAUAUUUUUACUUUUAAUAUUAUCUAAUCUAUCUAAAAAACUUAUAAGACUCAAUCAAGGUUUGGGUACUUUGGGUAUUAAAAAAUGUUGGUGAAACCCUGUGUUAAUUAUACUUGUGCGUCAAGCUUUAAGGCUUGUGCUAUUAAGUAAUAUCUUGUAACCGCAGUUUCCCCUGUUAACGUUUAGCCCCUCAUAGAUCUACUGCGCUCGGUAUAUUCCUUCACGACUGCGGAAUUCUUCAACAUAGUAAUGAAAACAGAGGUGGAUGAACAGUAGGUCGAGACAACCGAGAGCCGGAGGCCGACCAAUAAUCGAUGGAGGGACUGAAACAGUGGCUGGCUUCCAGGCGAGCGAAUGUUUCCAAUAGGGAGGGCUUUCUGCUCAGCUGGCCAGGCGCGGCUGUCUUCCGCGCAACACCAAAGAUUCUCAAUCAGGAUAGAAAUUCCAAGACGGCGUCACCUCAGGUGGUCAACUCGUGCUCGAGGCCAGCUCCGCUACUCUGGAUUCCAGCCUCUGAACCAGCAUCUUUGGAGUUUUCAGCCACAUGGGAUAAAUCUGGCAGCGCUCGUCGGGAAUGGAGAAAUCUGGCCAGCGCUUUCACUUACCUUUCUUUAUUCAAUUACACAAUAUAUUGAGGGCUGAUAUUUUCCGCCGCCUCUAUCAAUGGGGUUGGGACAGCAGAUUAUACUUAUUCUAAGUGUUCUAACGCUUGUGAUUGCAACUACGUCGGAGGAGAUAUCGUUGGCGGAUGAACGAGGUGCAGCUGGGAGGUUGUAUCGAGUCUGGAUCGUGAAGUCUUGGUCGGCCAUUCCGGCGGUGGUGGAGUUGGUAUUCAUCCACAUUACAAGAGCUCGUUCUUCUCCGGAACCACCUCUGCGCCAGGAAGAACUUUGUGAAAAGAUUUUAGUUCAGUAUUAUUUUCUCCUUAGUAACAAUUGUUUCUGUUUUAGUCUGAGUAGUUUUGGUUUGAAUGUUCGGAUUCUUGGAGUUCUUUUGAUAGACAGGGUUCCGGUUCCGAUCGUUUUUGGGCCUAAAUUUGCCCGUUUCAGGUUUAGCGAGUCAUCUUAUUUUGUAUGAGGUGACUGACUCUAAGUCUACUUCUAGGGUUCACGAUUGGAUCUGUAGAUUCUGUCUGAAUGUUCUCUUAUAUGUGUUCUCGAUUUUAA
Molecule: messenger RNA, 1275 nt
Organism: Cuscuta epithymum
Lineage: Eukaryota; Viridiplantae; Streptophyta; Magnoliopsida; Solanales; Convolvulaceae
Source: the annotation of a GenBank genome assembly